This is a messenger RNA of Xyrauchen texanus (razorback sucker), 2323 nucleotides long. RefSeq names its product basic leucine zipper transcription factor, ATF-like 3 (gene batf3). Gene Ontology annotation, cellular component: nucleus. Gene Ontology annotation, biological process: regulation of transcription by RNA polymerase II. The record is from RefSeq and is a predicted model, not a curated record. NCBI's taxonomy places the organism in Eukaryota, Metazoa, Chordata, Actinopteri, Cypriniformes, Catostomidae. Bases 323 to 679 code for a protein of 118 amino acids. Gene Ontology annotation, molecular function: DNA-binding transcription factor activity, RNA polymerase II-specific; RNA polymerase II cis-regulatory region sequence-specific DNA binding. The transcript is spliced from 3 exons.
ACAAGAUGAACAAAUCAAACAUCAAAUUACGAUGCUUAAAAAAAGCGUCGUAAGUCCGUCUUCACUGACUGCUGUUGUUUACACUGUCUCUGAACUCGAUACUAAAGGCGUCCUCGAGAGCACCACGUGACUUCAAAGAACAUCCGCCGAGCGAGCAUUUGCCAGAAAUCACCAAUGUCACCCCACAAGAUGGUGAUUGACACUUAGUUAAAACAUGUAAAACGUUGCGCUAAUUGAAACGACCUUCAAUAAGCACGUUUGUCUUAUUUUUCCUUUCAGUUUAGUGAACGCGUCUGAGCGCACGUGUUCUGUUACACCUGUCAUGUCACUUUUCAAUGCGACUAGUAACUUAAAUCAAAAUGAUGCUCCAACUUUGCGGUUGCUUCGAACAAGCGAGAGUUCUGAUGAUGAUGAGAAGAGAUUGAAAAGGAGAGAAAAGAACCGGGUGGCUGCACAAAGGAGCCGAAAAAAACAAACCAAGAGAGCUGAUGAACUGCAUGAGGCUUAUGAGUGUCUGGAACAAGAGAACAGUCUGCUGAGGAAGGAAGUUCAGUUGUUAAUAGAGGAACAGCAACGCUUGACAGAUGCCCUCAAAGCCCACGAGCCUUUGUGCCCAGUCCUGAACUGUAUGACCUCAACAUCAAGAUCCAUAGUGCAAACUGAGUUUGUGUCCAGAUAGAGCCACACACAUUUGAUGCUCAUAUAGUGUGAAUUUCCAUUCAGGGGUCAAUUAAAUACAUCGACAAUACUUAAAAAGUUCAAAUAAACCUUGGCAGGGUGACUAAAUGGGUUUAUUUUUCCAAUAACAACUGGCUGAUUAUCCCGCUUAUUACACGGCUACUUACAAAAUAAAUGAAUACGUGGAUAUAAAAUAUUGCUUUGCAUUGAAAUUAUGUAAUGAUGUGAGAAGAAAGAAAUAGCUGAACACCUAACUUCUACUGCCGGAGUUCUGUUUUUGUUAUUAAUGACUGUCUGACUGCAAAUUAUCCAGCUCAUCAAAAGACUACUUGCCCAAUAAAUAAAUAAAUGCACAUGGAACUUUUAUUUGAGUUGAAAUUAUUUUAUUAGCUUACUUUUAAAGAUUGUACAGUGAUCCAAGAAGUAAUAAAGAUGACUCUCAAUGCACGGAUGAGCAGUCUGGUUUGUGGAUGUGCGAUUUUUACUCAGAUCACUAAAUGGCGCCACUGACCAAUCAGAAUCGAGUAUUCCAGAGAGCUGUGUAAUAAUAUUAGAUAAUGCUUUAGAUAUAAUUUUAAUAAGCAAUAGGUCACCAUUUAGUUUCAUUGGAUUGGGAAAAAAAAGAUGAAAGUGAAUGGUGACUGAGACUAAUAUUCUGCCAAACAUCUCCUUUUGUGUUCUUUGGAAGGAAGAAAGUCGUAUAGGUUUAGAACAACAGAAUUGUAGUUUUUGGAUGAGCUAUUUCUGUAAAUAAUGUUAACAUAUACAACCUUAUUUUAAAGUAAACAACAUUAUAUUAUAACAUUAUUAUAAAGUGUUACCUGUAUAUCUAUUUAAAUGUAAUUCUUGUAUGCUUACGAUAACAACCACCGUUUGUAUUCUUUAUAACUAAGAUGUAUUAAAGGUGCUGUAAGUGAUUUUAGCGUUUUGAAGCUUUCACAUGACCGAGCCGAUUAAUUAGCCACACCCCCUCAUUCCAAAACCGUGCCCUCCAAAGAUAAUUUUGUGACCAAAACUGAGCAAAAGAGCAGCAUUGUUUGUUCCUGUGGCCGUCAAAUUCCACAGUGGCACAAUAGCGCCCUCAACUGACAAACAUUAUGAAUCAUAGCCUCAAUGAUCCACUUCAAAUGCAACACUAUGAGAACGUGCAAAAUGAUUGACAGGUGAAAAGCGUCAAUGUCCGUGGACACAUUUUUGUUUGCUGUUUACAGAUAGAGCUACUGCUGUCACAGAGACAGGUGAGAUAUCACAGGACACUCAUAUCUUUAAUGGAGUAGAAACAUUUUUGCAUUCUUCUCCAUGAAAAAAAAUCACUUACAGCACCUUUAACUCUUGAGUUCAGUUUACAGUGUUUUCAGUCAGACUCAGGAAAUAAUUGAAUGAUUGUCAAAUUGUUUAAGCUUGAAAUUUCUCUUGCAUUAUGACAUUCCAAAUGCAGAAUUUGUUGUCAUGUUAUCCCAUGGUCAUGGCUCACAUGAAUACAUCCACUAACAAAACCAUUUGAUGUACCACAACUAGUUGGGCUGUGAAUGAAUGACAUGACAUCUGCUUUAAGAUAAUUAUGUGACCAAAAUACCCAACAUGAGUUUAAAAACUCUGUGACAACAUGUUUGUUAUGCCUGCACAUUAUUGUAAAGUAUUACAA